Messenger RNA from Cordyceps militaris CM01, 516 nucleotides. RefSeq lists its product as uncharacterized. The transcript has 3 exons. The coding region runs from base 1 to 516 and encodes 171 amino acids. The record is from RefSeq and is a predicted model, not a curated record. NCBI's taxonomy places the organism in Eukaryota, Fungi, Ascomycota, Sordariomycetes, Hypocreales, Cordycipitaceae.
AUGUGCUCCUUUCCUUGCAAACACUUGGGUCACUGUCAGAAGCUUUGCGAGCAAGAAAAAAACCUCAACUCGACCCUGCUUCACUUGUGCGUCAUGGCGCAGACGGAGAUAGACGACUCGCACCUCUCGGUGCGCUUCAGGCAUGGUGUGCACACGAUUUACCUCUUCGUUGAUUCGCAAGCUCCAUUUUCGCAUAUCAGCAGUGAACUUGCCAGCAUUCUACACGAGCGCUAUCCUCGGGGGCUCACAACCAGUCUCGAGCCGCCCACGACAACAGUGAUCCCCGCACAGCCCAAGUUUGUCUAUGGCCUCUUGAAUAAGCACGAUGAUCCUUCCCAUGGCUGGAAACGUAUCAAUGUUGGGCCGGAUGAGGGAUUUGCGCCUACAAAAUGUGGCCUAAAGAAUAACAGCCUUGUAGCUUUCAUGGUGCAGGAUGACGGCGACGACCCGGAUGACGUCGUCUUUCAAGUGGAGUGGCCGACCGAGGAUGAAGAAUUGUACGAGCAGGAGCUAUGA